This is a messenger RNA of Penicillium malachiteum, 546 nucleotides long. RefSeq lists its product as uncharacterized. The record is from RefSeq and is a predicted model, not a curated record. The transcript has a single exon. Lineage: Eukaryota; Fungi; Ascomycota; Eurotiomycetes; Eurotiales; Aspergillaceae. The coding region runs from base 1 to 546 and encodes 181 amino acids.
AUGAUCGGGUCCUCAGCAGUGCGGCCAGAGCCUAUUGGCGACUUGCCCUCGUCAGUGCCAGCUGGCGUGGUGGCUGCCAUGCCCGAGUCGUCGCUGCUGCCAGUCGACGGACUAGUUUUGGGAACUGACUGGGAGCCACCCCGUACGGCGGUGGCGGCGCUCUUUCUCCACUCUUCGAUCGCAUUGAUGGCACCGUCGGCCUGUGCCUUAUUCAUUGGGCAAGUUGCCAAGAACACGGAGUACAGCGCGUUGACGACUUUUUCUUUGCUGCACCCUUGCUCGAGUGCGAAAGCCUCAAUCGGGAACGUCUCAGUGAUCUUCACCGUCAUGUUCUCGAAGAACUCGACGGUACAUGGGCCUACCGGCGUUGAGGGGAUGGUAGAUCGUCGAUUGGGGUCGAAGGGCUCCAACAGGAGGGACAUCUCACAGGGACCAGCCCGGUGGAUGAUGGGUGAAGAGAGACCGUCAGACAUUUUGAUUGUACUAGAGAUACCAGAUCUUCAAGUUCAAGCGCAAAAUGGCUGUGAGAGAGAGGAGAAAAUCUGA